AUGUCUGAGCAACAGAAUAUUACAAAAGGUUUCUUGCAAGGCGCAUUGCAAAAAUGCCUUCAAGAUGGCGUUGAGAUUGGCGUUCCUGGUAUAACGGCUGCGGUCGCCUCCUCUGAGGGGCUUCUCUGGUCAGGAACGGCAGGGGUGUCGAAUGUAGAAACCAAAGCCCCGUUUACUUUGAAUCACAUCUCUGGAAUUGGAAGCAUCACAAAAGUUUUCAUGAGUGUGGUUAUUUUGCAACUCAUUGACGAAAAGAGACUCAGCAUUGGUGAUACUCUUCAACAGUAUGUCUCUGCAGAAAUUCUUCGGGGGAUCCCUCAUGCUUCCGGAGCUACGAUUGGCCAGCUUCUUAGCCAUAGUUCAGGCAUUCCAAGCUGGGAAGAUGAUCCUCGAUGGAUCCGACAGGGACGUGGGUCAGAUCUUGAUCCUGAUAAGAUUUGGACAAGCACGGAAACUUUGGAUUACAUCCGCUAUGAUAGUAAUCCGGAUGUACAAGCGCCGGAUCCCCAGCCAACUCCGGGUAAAUACUCUUAUUCGAACACCAACUUUACGUUCCUAGGUCUGGUUGCAGAAUUUAUUUCCUCAGAAACUAUGCCCUCCGAAAUUCGUGUAUCAGUAGGGCAUUCAAGCGUCACAGCCGCAAGUCUGAUUCGCUCGCGAGUGCUUGAACCUCUGGGUUUGAGCUAUACCUACCUUGAGGGGUUUGAAUCGCCCCAAGCCGGCCAAAUGCCCAAUAGAUACCACUGGGUGACCCCUACGUACUUGUCGACAGCUGGUGCCUGUCCUGCUUUCUCAUAUCCUAAAUCUCGCCCGGAUCUCAUAGACGCAAGCAAAUCGAACAUGUCGACGGAAUGGGUGGCCGGCGGAAAAUUAUCGCAUCCAAAAGAUCUUUGUACUCUGUCACUUGCCAUUCGAAACGCUAAGAUUCUGUCACCAUCCUCGCUGAAGCUCAUGAUGGACCUCAUACCAAUUAUGGAGAGAGUAUGGGUAGGCCAUGGUAUCUUCAAGAUGCGAACCACUGAUGGUAAUGCAUGGUUUGGUCACAACGGAAGUACUCUGGGUUUCAAUGGAAGUAUGUUUUGGAAUGAGGAAACAGAUGUAGCCGUUGCAGUGCUGGGAAAUAUCGGAACAAUGCAUGCUGGGAAAGUCCCAGGUGCUGCAUCGGUUGCUCUUGAGAGUAAAUUCCUUGCAUUGGCAGUAAAACUUGCAGGGUUAUAUUCUGGGGAGAAAUCCUGA
Trichoderma aggressivum f. europaeum is the source of this 1236-nucleotide messenger RNA. RefSeq lists its product as uncharacterized. The record is from RefSeq and is a predicted model, not a curated record. Lineage: Eukaryota; Fungi; Ascomycota; Sordariomycetes; Hypocreales; Hypocreaceae. The transcript has a single exon. Bases 1 to 1236 code for a protein of 411 amino acids.